AUGCUGACUACGUUGGUGCAUCUGAAGGACGGACGCUUCCUGAGCUGCCGUGAGAGGAGAUGGCUGACUGGCGUUGGUGCUGGCGAGAGGAGAUGGCUGACUCGCGUUGGUGCUGGCGAGAGGAGAUGGCUGACUCGCGUUGGUGUGGCGUUGGAGGUGGCGAUGGAGUGGUGCUGCUGUGUUGGAGGUGGUGCUGCUGUGUUGGAGCGGUGCUGCUGUGUUGGAGGCGGUGCCGCUGUGUUGGAGGCGGUGCUGCUGUGUUGGAGCGGUGCUGCUGUGUUGGAGGCGGUGCUGCUGUGUUGGGGCGGUGCUGCUGUGUUGGAGCGGUGCUGCUGUGUUGGAGGCGGUGCUGCUGUGUUGGAAGAGCUCGCUGCAACUUGGAGUGUUGCAACUGGAGCAGCAGCUACUGGAGCUUCAGCAGCAACAGGAGCGGAAGCGACUGGAGCAGCAAUAAGUAAAUGGAGCCGUGAGCUAACACCCCCGUUCCUUUCUUCUCUCCCCCCUCCCUUCUCCCUCCUCGUUCGCGUUCCUCUGCCUUCAUUGUUUUGA
This is a messenger RNA of Closterium sp. NIES-65, 549 nucleotides long. Lineage: Eukaryota; Viridiplantae; Streptophyta; Zygnematophyceae; Desmidiales; Closteriaceae. The record is from the annotation of a GenBank genome assembly.